Cladophialophora carrionii CBS 160.54 is the source of this 1059-nucleotide messenger RNA. RefSeq lists its product as uncharacterized. The coding region runs from base 1 to 1059 and encodes 352 amino acids. Lineage: Eukaryota; Fungi; Ascomycota; Eurotiomycetes; Chaetothyriales; Herpotrichiellaceae. The transcript has 2 exons. The record is from RefSeq and is a predicted model, not a curated record.
AUGCUCCUGGGGUUCGAUGGGCUGAGGAAUGCUAUCCUAGCUUGUGGCGCAUCACAUAUGCAUCACCUCACGGGAAGUUCUCAACUGAACGAAGCUGGUAUUCGGUACUAUGCCCGUGCUGUAUCGGGCAUUAAUCGCACCCUGACAAGAAUCGACUGGAGUCGUGAUGAUUUCAAUGAUGCGCUGCUGCAAGCCAUCAUCCUCCUGUAUAUCCAUGGGGUGUUCAAUGUCGACACCAACAAGGAUAUCGGCAAGCAUGUGGCGGGGGCCACGCAACUGAUGAAGCUUCGAAAUGCUCAUUCGAGGCGGGCGCCAAUGCCACGCCCAAUCCACCGAAUAAUAUGGGAGAGUAUCCUUUACCAGAUAUUCCGCCAAACCGCCAACCGUCCUUUUGCAGUUGAGUUUCAGCCUGAUUUUGAAUUCUGUGCAAAGGCACAAGAGACUUUGCAGUCUCUGACAUUUCCAGACGCCUCACCAGCUGAUAAUAGUCCGGUGAUUGGAUUCCCGCUGUCACUGCAGACGCUCAUCAUCGAAAUUGUGCAGCUCUGCAAAAGUCCAGCAAAACCAAACGCAGAUUUUGGGAGACUCUCAGAAGAGAUGCAGCACUGGGAAAGAUCAAUCCUUAGAGAGGACCACUGCGUGAAAGAAGAGGGUAAAUGGGCCACGAAAAAGCCCUCUGAGCGAGCUCGAAUCUUCCAUCAACAUUCCACGAGUCUUCAUAUUCUUGCUGCGUCGCUUCUCCUCGAUUGGGUGAUGCGCUCGCACGAAGUGUGCGACUUGGAUUCACCCCUGCCGCCCACGGGUGAUACCUGGCAAGUUCGUAGAGGACUUGCUAUUCUACGGUGCGCACAAGCCAACGAAGAAUGGUCGAGGUGUUACCUUGGUUCCUGGCCGACUCUGAUCUUCGGGUAUGCGGUCGACAAGUCCGAGGAUAUUGCUCUUGUCCGGCGUGACCUGAAACAACGAUAUCAGAAUAUUUGCUCGGGUGAAGAAUUGCUCUUCCUGGAGGAGUUGGAGUAUGUGUGGCAUUCCGAGGGGGAUUUCUGUGCAGGAGCUUGA